AGAUUAUAUAGUACUUAAUUAAGGCAAUCUCUAAAGUUCUUAACAACCCUUUUUCCUUAUUUAGGUAAAUUUCUGUUUACUUAUCUAGUUGAAUAUUCAUUUACUGAUUUUUGUAAAAUGGCCUGUAAAAUAAAAUUAUGUUGGAGUUCUUGGAACACAUGUCUGUCUAGGAGCAUCUUGUGCUGUCCAUCUCUGUUCAUGCGUCAUCCCUUAACUCAUUGUUCCUAAUCAUAGACAAUUAGAGUUAGAAGGUAACUUAGCAAACUUUACAAAUAAAGAAAUGGAGUACUUAGACAACACUGUAGUAAAACUGCAUAUAUUUGAAUGUUACUAACAAAAGGAAGAUGAUCAAGGUAAGUUGUAAUAUAUCAUUGGUGGGAUAUGUAUUUCUGUCCUGUUCUCAGUAUCACUGUGUGCUGUAGAUAGAAGAUAAAACACAGGGAUACCUGUGUUCCAGGAAAAGGCAAUAGAAUGUGCAGAACAUGGCAAAUAGAACAGGGAGUAAUCUGUUGUGAGUAGGGAGUUCCUGACUUCAGAAUAAUGUUUUUAGAUUCAGGAGAGAGGUUUUAUAUUUGGCUCCCAUACAGCACACUCUCAUGGGAAAUGUCUGUUCUAAGGUCAACCCAUAAUGCAAAAAUCAUCAAUAUACUUGAAGAUCCCCGUGUAAGGUACAAUGUAUUUAAUAUUAUCACUGAUACAAUUGAUCCAAUACCAGUUUUAGUCUGGCAUUGAAUCAAAUCACUGUUUUUGUUGUAUAAAAAGAGAAGUAUUUAGCUUAUAUUUAAGUACCAUAUUGUAAGAAAAAAGAUGCUUAUCUUUACAUGCUAAAAUCAUGAUCUGUACAUUGGUGCAGUGAAUAUUACUGUAAAAGGGAAGAAGGAAUGAAGACGAGCUAAGGAAACUGUAGGUGCACUUCUCUGAGGUCAUGUUACGACGUGACAUUCACCCACAUGCAGGGAUUGAUAGAGUGAAUUGCCUGUUAAAUGAUCUCCAGGCACAUAUAGUUGAAUAGCAAAAUUAUAUGUGCAUUAAUAUAGCCUCACUGAACUUAGUAGCUUUGUGACCUUAAAUUAUCCCUGAUCUUAAUUUCCUGCUGUGCUAAAUAGGCAUGGAACCUAAUUAACAGAAUUAAGUUUAUUUGGUAACGUGGAGAAAGCACUUAGAAUAAUCCUUACCAAACUCAUUCUUUUUCUUUCCAGGUUUCUGAUUCAGAGACAAAUAAUUUGUGUUUUCACAUUACCCUUUCGUACCAGAAAAGAAUUACCUGCUGUUUAGGAAAUGCCUCUUUAUUUUGAUUUUCUUAGAAAUUAUCAAGUUCUGAAAUUAUGAUUUUUGCUAUUAUUUGAAAAUCCAAUGAGUUAUGCCAGACACACGUACAAAAGGGAGGGUCUUAACCUAGUAGUUUAUUAUUUGGGUUGUUUCUACUUCUUGGCUAUUACGAAUAAUGUUGCUUUGAAAAUUCACAUACAGGUUUUCAGGCAGAUACAUGUUUUCAGUUAUCUGGGAUAUAUCCCUAGGAGUAGAAUGACUAGAUCAUAUGGUAACUCAGUGUUUAACAUAUUGAGAAACUGCCAGACUGCUUCCUAUAAUGGCUGCUCUGUUUUACAUUUGUACCAGCAGUGUGUGAAGAUUGUAGUUUCUGUAUGUACUUGCCACACUUGAUAUUACCUAUCUUUCUGAUAAUAGUCAUCCAAGUGGAUGCAAAGUAGUAUUUUUGUUUUAAUUUUCUGUAUUUACUUCAUUUUAUUUAAUUUCAUUUCAAAGUGGUAUUUUGUGUUUUGAUUUGUAUUUCCCUCAUGACGAAUGAUGUGGACGAUCUUUUCAUGUGCUUGGUGGCCAUUUGUAUAUCUUCUUUGGGAAAAUGUUCGUUCGGAUCAUUUGCCAAUUUUUUUUUUUUUUUUUUUUGAGAUGGAGCCUCGCUUUGUCGCCCAGGCUGGAGUGCAGUGGCGUGAUCUUGUCUCACUGCAACCUCCGCCUCCCAAGUUCAAGUGAUUCUCUUGCCUCAGCCUCCCAACAUCCUGAGGUUAGCAUUACACUUCUCCCAGUGGAGCCCAUGACUUCUGAUCAGGACGCUAAGGUUGUGGCUGAACCGCAGACGCAGAGAGUCCAGGAGGGCAAGGACAGCGCUCAUCUGAUGAAUGGUCCUAUAUCUCAAACCACUUCUCAGACAAGUUCCAUCCCACCUUUGAGUCAGGUACCAGCAACUAAGGUUUCAGAGCUGAACCCUAAUGCAGAAGUGUGGGGGGCUCCUGUGUUACAUCUGGAAGCAAGCAGUGCUGCUGACGGUGUGAGUGCUGCAUGGGAGGAGGUGGCUGGCCACCACGCAGACCGUGGCCCGCAGGGAUCGGAUGCCAAUGGUGUUGGUGACCAGGGCCAUGAGAAUGCCGCAUUGCCAGACCCGCAGGAGUCGGACCCAGCAGACAUGAACGCUCUCGCUCUGGGUCCCUCAGAAUAUGACUCUCUGCCUGAAAAUAGUGAGACAGGAGGAAAUGAGUCUCAACCAGACAGCCAGGAAGACCCCCGAGAAGUACUUAAAAAAACAUUGGAAUUCUGCUUAUCUAGGGAGAACCUUGCUAGUGACAUGUAUCUUAUAUCACAGAUGGAUAGUGACCAGUAUGUGCCAAUCACAACGGUGGCUAACCUCGACCACAUCAAGAAGCUCAGCACUGAUGUGGACUUGAUUGUGGAAGUGCUAAGAUCUUUACCUUUAGUCCAAGUGGAUGAAAAGGGAGAAAAAGUAAGGCCAAAUCAAAAUCGCUGUAUAGUAAUAUUGCGUGAAAUAUCUGAAUCUACCCCCGUGGAAGAAGUAGAAGCACUAUUUAAAGGAGAUAAUUUACCGAAAUUUAUAAACUGUGAAUUUGCAUAUAAUGAUAAUUGGUUUAUUACAUUUGAAACAGAAGCUGAUGCACAACAGGCUUACAAAUACCUUCGAGAAGAAGUCAAAACUUUUCAAGGAAAACCAAUUAAGGCACGGAUAAAAGCAAAGGCAAUAGCUAUAAACACAUUUUUGCCAAAGAAUGGAUUUAGACCCCUGGACGUGAGCCUGUAUGCCCAGCAGCGCUACGCGACGUCGUUCUACUUCCCUCCCAUGUACAGCCCCCAGCAGCAGUUCCCCCUGUACAGCCUGAUCACUCCCCAGACGUGGUCAGCAACGCACAGCUAUCUUGACCCACCCUUGGUAACUCCAUUUCCAAAUACUGGAUUUAUAAAUGGGUUUACGUCUCCAACGUUCAAGCCUGCGGCGUCUCCUCUGACUUCUCUCAGACAGUAUCCUCCUCGAAGCAGGAAUCCUAGUAAAUCUCAUCUGCGGCAUGCGAUUCCUAGUGCAGAGAGGGGACCUGGGUUAUUAGAAAGUCCUUCAAUAUUUAACUUCACUGCAGAUCGAUUAAUUAAUGGUGUCCGGAGUCCACAAACAAGGCAAGCAGGUCAAACUAGAACACGGAUUCAAAACCCUUCAGCAUAUGCCAAGAGAGAGGCUGGGCCUGGGCGUGUGGAGCCAGGCAGUCUCGAAUCCUCUCCUGGUUUAGGGAGGGGAAGGAAGAAUUCCUUUGGCUACCGGAAGAAAAGGGAGGAGAAGUUUACAAGCAGCCAGACACAGUCUCCAACGCCACCAAAGCCUCCGUCGCCAAGCUUCGAGCUGGGGCUUUCCAGCUUCCCUCCAUUACCUGGAGCUGCCGGCAAUUUGAAGACAGAGGACUUGUUUGAAAACAGGCUAUCUAGCUUGAUAAUAGGACCAUCCAAAGAAAGGACCCUCAGUGCAGACGCAAGCGUGAACACCCUUCCUGUAGUGGUCUCCAGAGAGCCCUCGGUGCCAGCUUCUUGUGCUGUAUCAGCAACGUACGAGCGAUCCCCCUCCCCAGCUCAUUUACCCGAUGAUCCCAAGGUGGCGGAGAAACAGAAGGAAACCCACAGUGUGGACAGACUUCCUCCCGCCCUCACUGCGACCGCAUGUAAAUCGGUGCAGGUGAACGGAGCCGCCACGGUACGUACCUCGUGCCUGCCUUCCUGCACGACAGCCGCGAGGCUCUGGUGUGAACAGACGCUGCGCACUCCUGCACCUGCUCGUUUUUUAAUCACAUCUAAUUUGAGACACCAUUUCACACAGGUAACCCAGGAUUGUCUGUUUCCAGGAAUUGCGAAAGCCCAGCUACGCAGAGAUUUGUCAGAGAACGAGUAAAGAGCCUCCUUCUUCCCCAUUGCAACCCCAAAAAGAACAAAAGCCAAACACUGUUGGUUGUGGGAAGGAGGAAAAGAAGCUGGCAGAGCCCGCAGAGAGAUACCGGGAGCCCCCAGCCCUCAAGUCCACACCUGGAGCCCCCAGAGACCAGAGGCGGCCGGCGGGGGGCCGGCCCUCGCCCUUGGCCAUGGGGAAGCGUCUCAGCCGAGAGCAGAGCACUCCCCCCAAGUCUCCUCAGUGAAAACCGUACGUCUGGGAGGGGUCGCAGAGCGCUGUGUUAACCACAAACGAGACACUCUUCCCACUCAGUGCGAGGGCGAGCCGCUGGUUAGGAGCUUGCAGUGUCUGAGGCCUGUGGGAUCCUCAAGUUGGUUUUCUUCUGUGAGUUGGAUUCUCCCCCUCUUGAAAAAAAAUCGAUUUUUCAGGAUUUAAUUAAUACAAACCUUAUUUUAGGUUGGUGCUUAACUGGAGGUGAUGCAUAAGUCUGAUUUUCUUUUCCAAGAUAGAAAAAGCAUUUAUCCUAACAAAUUGGUAUUUUUUAUUAAGCCUCCAUGUGGCUCUGAAUGCAAGCUAUAUAUAGUGAGUUUUUCUAAAUUAAGGGAACUCUGCUUUUUUUUUUUUUUUUUUUUAAGUAACUGGUCUGUAAGUGCAUAUCUCUAGAAUGUCCCCGCAGACGAAUGAGGGCCAGUGGCCUUGGCAGAGGCAGGUGUGGCCUCGUAGAGGCAGUGCUGGCCGCGCCAGGGCAUCAGUGCUGAUGUGGGAGCUGUGCUUCCACCUAAGCCGUUGGUAGGGGACUGUGGCAUUUAAGAAUGUAGAGAGCGCAUCCUUUUUGAUCUCCUGGGCAGAGUGAACCUGCAGGGGCCACCCCAGAAACCUUGGUUCUGAUGCACUGCAAGCAAGUAACCAGCUUCUCACUCCAGUUUCAAGUGGCUAUUAUGUAAUAUAAAUUCAAAGCACAUUGUGAAUAGAACCUACAUGAAAACAUACACUUUGUUGCCCACUGACAUGUUACCAGAAGUUGUACCAUGAUGUUGUUUUGACCCCUGUGAGCUGAUGGCCCCGGCCCUGCUCUGUGCACAUUUCUGUCCGUGGUCCCCAGCACUCUGGUUGGAGAGAGUCCACAUCUUCAGCUCCGUGUGGACAUCUCCCUGUACCUCUGCAUCAGCACAUGGAUUUAAGAGUUAUGUAAUCGUGAGAGAACGGUGUUUGUGGUUUUUCCCCCUCUUUGGCUGGUGGAGGAUAAAGUUCCUGCUCUUUUACCUCCAAGACGAGGGCCUCAUUGAUUCACUUCCAGAAGUGCUGCACUUCUGAAGAACAAGGAUGCACUAAAGUUAGCAAGUUUAUAAUAAAGUUAAAUAUAAAUUAUUUUGUUUUAAAAUGCCUCAAAUUUUUCUUUAUUCUAAGCAGCAAACAUUAAAAUAAGAAUAUUUCCUGCUAAAUGUAACCAUACACUUUAUUCCACAAAAUGUUAUUUAACAAGACUGAGGGUUUUUUUUAAGAAAAAAUUAUUUCCAUCCAAUAUUUAAAGACUUGAAUUUUAUUUAAACUUGAAAAUGACUUUGCCUUAACUUUUGUAUAAGACAGCUUAGAGUCCAUGGAGCCCGGCCCUGGGUUGGCGUGAGUGGGUCAGAGUUACUCAGUUACUGCGUGGAUCUCCUGUCGCUAGUUUUACUGAGUAAGCAUACUGUAGUACAAGAGCUAGCAGUAGUUUUUGUAAUAUACCUUAAAGAUCUUCAACAGUUGAUCUUUUUUCAGAAUGUUGGAAAAUCCUGUAAAUGCAAAUAGUCAAUACUGUAUUAAAUACGUGCACUUGGAGUGUGCUUCGCUUGUACAGUUGUAAAUAAUCAGAACAUAUGAAAAAGGUACCCUACAGAGAAAAUUCUGAUACAGAUUAUUGAUAUAUUAUAAAUGUUGCUGUUGAGCAGGAUGUAGAUAAACUAAAUGUUGUGGUUUGAAUAUUA
This is a messenger RNA of Pan troglodytes (chimpanzee), 6138 nucleotides long. RefSeq names its product La ribonucleoprotein 4B (gene LARP4B). Gene Ontology annotation, biological process: positive regulation of translation. The record is from RefSeq and is a predicted model, not a curated record. Bases 1862 to 4177 code for a protein of 771 amino acids. Gene Ontology annotation, cellular component: cytosol; cytoplasmic stress granule. The transcript is spliced from 18 exons. Gene Ontology annotation, molecular function: mRNA 3'-UTR binding. NCBI's taxonomy places the organism in Eukaryota, Metazoa, Chordata, Mammalia, Primates, Hominidae.